This is a messenger RNA of Aspergillus heteromorphus CBS 117.55, 1099 nucleotides long. Its product is annotated as fumarylacetoacetate hydrolase family protein. The transcript is spliced from 3 exons. The record is from RefSeq and is a predicted model, not a curated record. Bases 128 to 997 code for a protein of 289 amino acids. NCBI's taxonomy places the organism in Eukaryota, Fungi, Ascomycota, Eurotiomycetes, Eurotiales, Aspergillaceae. Gene Ontology annotation, molecular function: catalytic activity.
AUCUACUAUCUAUAGUGUCUAUAGGCAGGCCCUCCUCUAUAGCCAGUUCUCCCAUCGCUAAAACAACACACGUGCAAGUCACUCAAGUCAGCCUACUUCACAUAUAUAGACUCAACGUACUACUAGGAUGACUACCUUCUCGCGACUCAUUCGCUUCUUGGCUAAAGACGGUUGCACCUACUACGGAGAUGCUAUCCUGUCUGCGGGAGUCAACGAUAUUGCCCAUGUCACCCGAGCACGGGUCAUCGAGGGAGAUAUAUUCGGUUCGCAUCAAGUUACACACCGGAUCGCUGAGGUGGAGAUGCUCCUGGCGCCGUUGGCGAGAGAUGACAUUGGAACCGUGCGAUGCCUGGGACUGAACUACGAACAACAUGCGAAAGAGUCCAACCUUCCCUCACCAAAGUAUCCCAUCCUAUUUCACAAGCCCGCAACCUCUGUCACGGGGCCAUGCGAUGAUAUCCCGGUUUCUGCCAUGGCUCAGCGAACCGAAGGUCUAGACUAUGAAUGCGAAUUGGUAGUCGUGAUUGGCAAGGAAGCCAAGGAUGUGCCCGAGAGCGGGGCUUUGGACUACGUCCUCGGUUAUGCCGUAGGAAAUGAUGUCUCCCAUCGUGAAUGGCAGCUGAAGCUGGGAGGAGGCCAAUGGGGGUUGGGUAAAGGCUUCGAUGGAUGGGCGCCAUUUGGACCAGGUAUCGUAUCUUCCAAGCUGAUCUCUGAUCCGAACAGCUUGCAGAUCUCAACAAAAUUAAACGGCCAGACGGUUCAGUCUUCCUCCACCAAAGAUAUGAUCUUUAACGUAGCGGAGAUAGUAUCCUUCUUGUCCCAAGGAGCCACUCUUUUGCCGGGAGACCUGAUUUUCACUGGAACGCCCCAGGGCGUUGGUAUGGGUCGGAAACCUCCACUAUGGCUGAAUGACGGUGAUCUGGUUGAAGUUUCAUUAGAAGGCGUUGGCUCAUGUCUGAAUCGCAUCGUGUUUGACAAGCUCUCGUCUAAGCUGUGAAAUGAUAUUUUCACAGGCCCUGUAUCCUUGAACUUACUCGUGUUGAAGCAAACCGCCUAUUUAACGGCCCGCUGUGGCCUUUCUAUAAUAACUCAGAGUGUC